Syngnathoides biaculeatus (alligator pipefish) is the source of this 2196-nucleotide messenger RNA. RefSeq lists its product as uncharacterized. The transcript is spliced from 2 exons. The record is from RefSeq and is a predicted model, not a curated record. Bases 1192 to 1614 code for a protein of 140 amino acids. Lineage: Eukaryota; Metazoa; Chordata; Actinopteri; Syngnathiformes; Syngnathidae.
CUUCCCUCACCACAUCCAUAAACCUUCUCUUUGGUCUUCGUCUCUCUCGCUCUCUUCCCUGGUAGCUCCAUCCUCGUCAUCCUUCUACCAAUGUACUCACUCUCUCACCUCUGGACAUGUCCAAAACCAUCCAAGUCUGCUCAACUAUCCUCCCAUUUUGUUCGCCGCCGAUCUUAAAGGUUCCUGGAAACGCUCCUGACUUCUAAGAGAUCCCACGGGAGUUCUUCAACUCCCGAGGACGUGGAACACGGUGAGCGGUUGAUCACAGACAGCCGCAGGUAAUAACAGAACAACACAGAUAAGGGACCCAACCCGGAACGCCCAGGAGAGGUGAGACCCCGACUGGGCACAGUUCCCUUGAUCCGCGUUUGCUCAGCAAUUCGCAAAAUGACCCGGCGUGAUUUGUCCAAACUGUGUUGCCGUACAUUUGCUGCUGCUGCUGCUGCUGCUGCUGCUCGACUUCCACGUCGUGCAGCUUCCCCGACGCAAGUAAAACACUCUUCACGUCAUCGUCUCCCGAAUCAGCCUCGGCAGGGCACGUCUUGUCGCUACCUUGCCCGACACGAGCAAAAAUAUUCUUUCUGAAUUGUUCGCCUCCGGCUACCGUAGCUCGCCCGCUGCGAACGAGCACACAGAGCAGUUGUGGAGGUUUGCGACAAUCACGAGUCGUGAUCGUCGUGGACGGAAAAAUCAGCCCCAAAAGUGUCAAAGAGGAAAAACCAGCCGCAAAGUCUUUCCAAGGCGCCCCAAAACGGGCCACGUUUUUUUUAGUCUUUUCAAGAAGAUUCCCGCUUACUGACGUCACUGGCGCCGUCGUAGUGGCGUUGACUUUCGUACGUCAUGCGUGUCUUUAUUUACAUUUCGUGGACGUCCUGCAUUACCAAUUUGCGUUGUUUUUGUGCUCUGAUGGAAUCUAUCCCGGGCUGCACGGCGGGUGGCUCAGCUGGUAAUUCUGAGGUCCCGGGUUCGAUCCCGGCCCCGCCCGUGUGGACUUUGCAUGUUCUCCCCGUGCCUGCUUGGGUUCCGUCCAGGCGGGGACUCCUGCCCGAUGACAGCUGGGAUGGGCUCCGCCACUAUCGUGACCCUUGUGAGGAUAAGCAGCUUGUAAAAAAAGAUGGACGAAUGGACCUGACUGACUGACGGGCUUGUCUUUUCCACCCGUGAGCGUUUGCCUUCGAAUGUCCUGCAGACAUGAACCGGCAUCUUCGUCGUGAGCGGCAGCAGUGGAACUUCAGGGUGGGGCAGGAGGAGGCAGCGCCCCGACAUGGCGAAGAGGAAGAAGAGCAACAGACCCUCCGCAUCAAAGAGGAGGAGGAGGACGAGGAGGAGGGCGCCGAUUUCACCGCGCUGCCCUUUAACGGCAUCAUUGUGAAGAUCGAAGGCGAUGAUGAUGCACAGGAAGGUGACGGAGACCACGGUGGAGGCGCACAAACGGACAUCCUGCUCGCCGCGCGACCUAAAAGUGACGACACGUCGUCACACGCUGAUGAAGAACGCGCAGUGUACGGUGGUGCUGGCGGGUGGAGCAGCGCCCCUCUUCUGACGUCAAAACUGCAAAUCUGGGCUUGCAGCUCUUUCUCCAUUUUUCCCGUCUUCCUGGAAAUCCGCCGAUGACCACAAAGACGUCAGUUCCCAGCACGUUUGCACAAAAGUGCACAUUUUUAUUGAAAUAUCGUGUCACUGUUGUGGCGGAAACGACGAGUGAAGUAAAAUACUGACCUGGGCGUGAAAAUUCGCACGCAUAAAGACAAGAAAGUUAAAUGGUGGAGCACAUCACAACAUAUCACAGCAGGACCACAAACAAUACAAGUGCACAACCUCUGGCUUCUAUUUACACGCGUCACUGUUUGUGUACAUGUACACACACUCGCGUGUUAUGCGGGAGCCAUAUGAACAUUUAGCGUGUACUAGUACGCUCUUUGUCCUCUCUGGUCUGUGUACUAGUAGAAGGCGUCUUACUAGUGGGGCCAAAGUGUACACAACUUCAUCGUACUAGCGACGUUAUCAAAUUCUAGCAGUUAACCUGGAGUGUUUGACUAGUAGCGCACGGAUGUCUACUAGCGCAAGAUGUAGUUGUGCCUGCCCAAGUCGCCCAGAAGUAGCACGAGCCCGCCGUAUUUCCCUACUGGCGAGGAAGCGAGCGGACCAUCAAAAGGCCUCGCCGUUGCUGCGACUUGCGUCUUGAGCCGCGGCGAC